This is a messenger RNA of Nymphaea colorata (pocket water lily), 961 nucleotides long. RefSeq names its product BTB/POZ domain-containing protein At4g08455. Gene Ontology annotation, biological process: regulation of proteolysis; proteasome-mediated ubiquitin-dependent protein catabolic process. Gene Ontology annotation, molecular function: ubiquitin protein ligase binding. Lineage: Eukaryota; Viridiplantae; Streptophyta; Magnoliopsida; Nymphaeales; Nymphaeaceae. The transcript is spliced from 2 exons. The coding region runs from base 82 to 801 and encodes 239 amino acids. Gene Ontology annotation, cellular component: cytoplasm. The record is from RefSeq and is a predicted model, not a curated record.
GUAUCCACCUUGGAACCAAUUUUCUGAAAGCCGUUGUCUCUUCGGCGAUUGCCACCCACUGAGAGAGAGAGAGAGAGAGAGAUGGUGGCCAACGAGAGGGAAGCAUGGGCGAGGAUGAGCUGUAUCUCGUGCAAGGAUCACUACACCCCAACCAACGCAGGAACCUGUAGAGAGUGCUACGAGGAGGCGAGCGAGACGGAGGAGGAACUCAAGAAGGAGAUCGAGGAGCUUAAGGCCAAGAUCUCCUUCCUCAAGACUUGGGCACCGCAGCCUGUCCUCGACCGCUUCUCCGACGUCCUCCUCCAAUGCUCCGACGGCUCCACCAUCCGAGCCCAUAAGGCCGUUCUGAUAAGCAAAUCUCCAGUUUUUAAAGCAAUGCUAGAGAAUGACAUGGAGGAAAGCAAGAGUGGCACCAUCAAGAUAGUGGAUGUUUCCUAUGAGGUGUUGCGCUCUUUCAUCCAUCACCUGUACACAGCUGAUGCAUUGUUUGAUGAACAAAUGGCUUACGAGCUCUUAGUAGUGGCAGAGAAGUAUCAAGUGAAGCAUCUAAAGGCUGUUUGUGAGAAGUUCAUCACAUCCAAGGUCAACAAUGAUAAUGCAGUCAUGAGCUUUGCAUUUGCACAUCAGCACAAUGCAAAGCAUCUGAUGGAGGCAGCACUGUCUCUGAUUAUUGAUAACAUGCACAUGCUGACUGCCCGAGAUGAAUACCGGGAGCUGGUAGAUAAGGAUCCUAGACUAGUUGUAGAGAUAUAUGAAGCUUACUUGGCCAAACAAGUCAAUACUGCUGCCAAGGAUUCGUAGCCUGCAUUAUAAAUGGUUCAAUUACGAACAUACUAUUAUCCCUCUAUUUAUUACAUUAUUAAUGUAUUUAUGAUGGACGAUGAUGACAUGGAAGGUGAAAGGUUUUUUUUCUUUUUUUGGGUGCUAAACUGUCAAUAAAAUAAACUCAUUCUAGAGUUCA